AUGGCGGUGCAACUGCUUGAAGUUCCUGGCGCGGUGUCAAAGUCCCUAUCGGGUCGUCUCGGCGCCAAACUCGACAGCCGUGCUGUACAGUUCUUCGCCGACUAUCAGCAAAGUCACGACAACUUCCUCGUUGACGUUGAUGGCAAUGAGUUCCUCGACGUGUACGCUCAGAUUGCCUCGAACGCGGUAGGCUAUAACAACCCAACCGUUGUCAAGGCUUCUACCUCCAAUGAAAUGGCCCUAGCGCUGUCCAACCGGCCAUGCUUGGGAGUUUAUCCUGGUGCGCACCUGGCCGACAACAUAGACAGCAUUAUGCGGAUCGCUCCCCGAGGCCAUAACAUGAUGUUCCCCGCACAAUCAGGAAGCGAAGCCAAUGAACUCGCAUUUAAGGCUGCGUUUUUCUUGUAUCAAUUGAAGAAGCGCGGGCUCGGGGCAGAAUGGACUCAGGACGAGCUUGAAUCGUGUUUGAGAAACGAAGAGCCCGGAUCACCGAAGCUGUCAAUCCUGAGUUUCAAGGACAGCUUCCACGGCCGGGGCUUUGGCUCUCUUUCUACCACUCGCUCCAAGCCUAUCCACAAACUCGAUGUCCCUGCUUUUGACUGGCCCAUGGCCAGGUUUCCCGCGCUACAGUACCCACUCGAAUCCAACGUCGACAAGAAUAGAGAAGAAGUUGAAAGCUGUCUGAAAGAGGUUGACGAGCUCAUGAGCACGUGGCGGGACCCGGUGGCUGCUAUCAUCGUGGAGCCUAUUCAAAGUGAGGGCGGUGACAAUCACGCCCCGGCUAGCUUCUUCCAAGGACUGCAAGAUCUCACAAGAAAACACGGUGCCCUCCUUAUCGUCGAUGAAGUCCAGACCGGAUUCGGAGCUACCGGAAGUUUCUGGGCUCACGAAAGCUGGAAUCUACGAGAACCCGCGGACCUGGUGACCUUUGGCAAGAAGGCCCAAAUGGCCGGAUACUUCUUCGGAGACAAGACCUUGAAGCCCGACAAGGCAUACCGACAAUUCAACACCUGGAUGGGCGACGAAGCGCGACUGAUCGUCUGCAACGCCAUCAUCGACGAGAUCCUUGAGAAAGACCUCGUGACGAAGGUAUCAGCCGUUGGAAAUGCCCUCUAUAACGCUCUCGAGAAGCUCGCCCAGUCGUAUCCAGACCGCGUGCGAAACCUGCGCGGCAAAGGUGCAGGAACAUACAUUGCCUUCGACACCGACGGAGCAGCCGCCCUCUGCAAUAAGAUGAAGCUUCUCGGCGUGAACAUCGGCAACUGUGGCAAGAACACCGUCCGUCUCCGACCGAUGCUUAUCUUCGAGGAGAAAUAUAUUCCGAGGCUUAUCGCGGCUCUAGUGAAUGCGUUCAAACUGCCGGAUUCUGUUCAACCGGGUUUUGCCACCUUUUGA
Molecule: messenger RNA, 1395 nt
Organism: Aspergillus steynii IBT 23096
Lineage: Eukaryota; Fungi; Ascomycota; Eurotiomycetes; Eurotiales; Aspergillaceae
Product: aminotransferase class-III
Exons: 5
Coding region: 1-1395 (464 amino acids)
Biological process (GO): GABA catabolic process
Cellular component (GO): mitochondrion
Molecular function (GO): pyridoxal phosphate binding
Source: RefSeq, a predicted model, not a curated record